Molecule: messenger RNA, 4597 nt
Organism: Manduca sexta (tobacco hornworm)
Lineage: Eukaryota; Metazoa; Arthropoda; Insecta; Lepidoptera; Sphingidae
Gene: ClC-b
Product: H(+)/Cl(-) exchange transporter 7
Exons: 16
Coding region: 286-2664 (792 amino acids)
Biological process (GO): transmembrane transport; chloride transport
Cellular component (GO): lysosomal membrane; intracellular membrane-bounded organelle
Molecular function (GO): voltage-gated chloride channel activity
Source: RefSeq, a predicted model, not a curated record
UCAUGAACUACGCAUGACGCAACAGCUGAGUUUGUCAACCGAUUGACAAAUUUGCUGUUGACAUUAAUAUUGACAUCGUCAAUCGUGUUAUUCUUUAUUUAUAUUAUUGCAAAGUAAUUGCGAGCAUGUGUGGUUUUCGUUUAAAUCAGUUAAAUAUUCUGUAAUAUUCAUUAUUAAAACUUGGAUUCUCCGUGACCUGCUUGCAAGUUUGGUAAUUUUAAUGGCGUAGAUAGUGAUGAGUGAAUCUGAGUAGUUUUAACGUAAAGGCUUUUAAAGAAAAGAAAAAUGAGUAGUUCUUCAGUAUCAGUUACUGAAGUUAGUGAAACGACCUCCGACACAGCACAGUUGGUGAGCAACGAAGAAGCUAGCACAUCGAACUGCGCACAACUCAACAAGGCAUUUAAUUAUGAGGAUAAUGAUGAUGAUGAAUUGAAUGGCAGCCAUGGAGUCCGACGUAGACAUCCUGUACAAAAAAUAGAACCUGGAUCGUUAAAUGUGCUUUCAGCUAAGUAUGAGAGUUUAGACUAUGACACAUGUGAAAAUCACCUUCUAUUAGAUGAAGAAAGGAAAAGAGGCUACCCAUUUAUAGUAUGGAAGGACAUCCUGCGUUGGUUCAUCAUAAUGCUCAUUGGUGCAAUAACAGCACUCAUAGCUUUUAUCAUUGAUAUUUGCAUCGAGGAGUUCUCAAAUAUAAAAUACAAGGCGCUGAAAAAAUUUGUGGAUAAGUAUGUACUACAAGACCGUCUAUAUAUUCCGUAUCUACUGUGGGUGUUAUCGAAUAUAUGCAUAGUGUUUAUCGGAUCUAUGCUUGUUGCGUAUGUCGAGCCAGUCGCUGCCGGGAGUGGUAUUCCUCAAGUGAAAUGUUACCUGAACGGUGUGAAAGUGCCACGAGUAGUGCGCAUCAAAACCUUGAUCGUGAAGGCUGUUGGUGUGAUUACCGCUGUGGUUGGCGGUUUAGCUGGUGGAAAGGAAGGCCCGAUGAUCCACAGCGGCUCAGUGGUGGCGGCGGGCAUAUCUCAAGGCAAAAGUACUACUUUCAACAAGGAUUUCAAGAUAUUCCAAUACUUCCGCGAGGACCAUGAGAAGCGUGAUUUCGUAUCUGCCGGAGCCGCGGCCGGCGUGUCCGCUGCUUUUGGAGCGCCAAUAGGCGGAGUGUUAUUCUCACUGGAGGAAGGCACCAGUUUCUGGAACCAGGCGUUGACAUGGCGGACGUUCUUUGGCACAGUUGUGUCGACAUUCACGUUGAACUGCUUGCUGUCCGCGUACCACGGACAUCCAGGAGAACUGAGUUAUCCAGGCCUCCUGAACCUGGGCAGGAUGGACCCGUUCCCGUUCCAGUUCUACGAGCUGCCGGUGUUCAUGUUGUUCGGCGCGGUGGGCGGCGCGCUCGGCGCUCUGUGGAACUUCAUCAACUACAAGCUCGCUGUCUUCAGGAUCCGAUACGUCAGCUCCCCAUGGCUGCGCGUGGUGGAGGCGUGCCUGGUGGCGGCCGCCAGCGCCACGUGCGGGUUCCUCAUGAUGUUCCUGCUCAACGACUGCCGCCCGCUCGGAGAGGACCCCACCAGGGUGCCCCUACAGCUGUACUGCGCGGACGGUGAAUACAACGCUCUCGCUGCGAUAUGGUUCCAGACACCGGAGGCGUCCGUGCGCUCCUUCCUGCACGACCCCAUCGGUUCAUACAAACCCUGGUCUAUAUCACUGUUCGUGGUGUGCUACUUCUUGCUGUCGACGUGGACGUUCGGGCUGGCGGUGUCGAGCGGCCUGUUCAUACCCAACCUGCUCACCGGCGCCGCCUGGGGACGGCUGCUCGCCAUACUCAUACAGUACAUGCUGCCUUCCAAUACGAUCAACCCAGCGAAGUACGCGCUGAUCGGCGCGGCGGCGCAGCUCGGCGGCGUGGUGCGCAUGACCAUCUCACUCACCGUCAUCAUCAUCGAGACCACUGGCCAGAUCUCCAACGCGCUGCCCAUCAUCAUCACACUCGUCGUCGCCAAGUGGACCGGAGACUUCUUCAACGAGGGUAUAUACGACAUCCACAUCCAGCUGGCGGCGGUGCCGCUGCUGCCGUGGGAGCCGCCGCCGCUGGCGCACAACAUCUACGCGUCCGAGGUGAUGUCGCACCCCGUGUUCACGCUGCGCACCGUGGAGAACGUGGGCCACAUCGUCGAACUCUUGAAGCUCGUGUCCUACAACGGAUUCCCGGUGGUCGACCCGCCGCUUGCUGACGAAGGUGACGUGACCACUUACAAGCGUCUCAGAGGCUUGAUACUGCGAUCGCAACUGAUCGUGCUGCUGCAGAACAAGAUUUACAACGAGAACGCGAACACCACUUGGUCCAACUACAAAGUAGACUCGAAUAUGUUCAGACGGGAAUAUCCGCGGUAUCCUUCCAUUGAUGAGCUGGACAUCUCGGAGUGGGAGAAGACGUGCACGGUGGACCUGCGUCCGUUCAUGAACCCGGCGCCGUACACGUUGCCGCACCGCGCGUCGCUGCCGCGCCUCUUCCGCCUAUUUCGCGCCCUCGGCCUGAGGCACCUGCCCAUUGUCAACGACGUCAACGAGGUUGUAGGCAUGGUGACGAGGAAGGACAUAGCCAGGUACCGCGUGUGGCGACACCGGGGCCACAUGGGGAUGGAGGAGCUAAUACUAUCUAGUGAAAUUUAACUUCAUUGGUGAAGAUUUUGAAAUCAUUGGUAAUUUAUUCUUAUGUGACAAUGUUUUGCUCAUUAUCAACUUAUUUAUUGUGUAACAUAUCUGAAAUAUUUAUCUAUGAUUAACCUGAUCUAUGUUUUGUCUGUGACUCAAAGAUGGAAGGCAAGAAUAGAGUAAUACAAAACAGCGAUCAGUAAAAAUACUGAUUAACAAUAUGGGUGUUUUUAAGAUAUCAAACAAAUCAUGACACAUUUAAAGCCUUCUAUAUUUACAGAAAAAAACCAUAAGGACGCACAAUGCAUUCGUACCUAGGUUCCGCAAUUUUAUAGCUUUCUUUGGCUUUAAAUCUAUCAUUCAACUGAAAUAAAGUAGUAUCUCAAUUUUAUCCAACUACAGCCCGCCCUCCUCUCUAUUCUAUGCCUACGUACUGUGAAUGUCUUCCUGCCAAAAGCACUGAGGAACAGUCUGUUUAUUAUAUCAUUUCUCUGGACUUAACCAAGUUAUGUUUAUGAAUACACUAGACUGUAACGAUAAGAAGGAAAGGAUGACCAUAGAAGAGAUGUGAAGCCAGAAGUUCAUUCCUACCGUAAUAGAUUUUAAAUUUAAUUUUAAAUCUUAUAAAAGACGAUUAUCAUACUGAUCUACUCUAUAUCCAAGAGAAAAAAAAUGAAAAUAAAAAAUAUAUCUUGUUAGAAUCUAUUAGGUUGAAUAUAGUAUAGGUGGAAAUAGUUUAUUUCUAAAAUAACUUCUCUGUUCCCUGAAUAUGAUAUACCAUACUCCAUAGUUCCCUUACCUGUAAACUUACAGAUUUCAUAAAAAAAUCUCAAUUCUCUAGUUGAAAAAUAUAAUCAUUUAAUUCCAUAUAUUUAUAUUUUUGUAUUUUUUUACUUUUCAUGGCCAAUAACUUUUCAUUAUAAUGGCUGUCAAUUUAUCAUUAAAACAGUAUAAAUGACAAAUAUUUUAAUGCGAUUUUACAUUAGUCUGAUAUUAGAAAUAUCUAUAUUUUUAAUACUCAUACUGUACCUAUUUCAAUUGAAUACCGUAAAUAUGUAUAUAAAAACAAAAAAAUAAUUAUAGGACAAUUAUCAUUAAUAUUCAUGGUAAAGGUGCAGCGAAGCCGGAGUGUUGCUUCUUGCCAGAAUUAAAGUAUUGUUAAUUAUUAUAGCACUUGCACACCUAAGCAAAAUACAGGAAAUCCUUAAGAAGCAUCUCAUGUAUUCACAUAAUUCUAGAAUUACCAUGAAUUAAGGCACAGUUCUGGAACUAUCUCAACCAAUGUAGAUUUUUCUCAACUAUGUCAUGCACACCACAUAUACAUAAAUAAUAUAGAUUUAUACAUUAAAAUCAUUGAGUCCCCCUCGUAACUAUGAAGGCUGCAAAGUCUUCUAAAUGUCGGGAGAAAACUAAAAUAUAAAAAACCACAAUAGAAUCCGAAAAGUAGUUUAAUUUUAAUACAUUUAUACAGUACAAACCUGGGUGAUUCAAUAAAAGAAAAUACAAUAAGUAAUAAUAAGCUAUUACACUUGGCCUCCCUAAAUCCUUUACCAUACAUUGACAGUGCAAUCUCGGUAGUAGUUUUACAUAGAUUAUUAUGCUUCAUUCUGACCAAAGAGUUGUCAUAUAAAAUUAUUUCAUUAUUAACUUCCAAUAACAAAGUUAUGAUAAUAAUCUUCCAUUACUCCCUUCAUUGUGUAAAUAUCUUAAAUUUCCAAAAUAGAAUGACUAAUUAUUGCAAAUAGAGAUUUCAACCACUAAAACAUAGAUACCAUAGAAUGUCAGUAGUGAUUUGUAUAAAAAUAGAAAUCACUUAUGGGUCAGUAUUAGCCACCCAAAAAUAAUUUAUCGAUUGUUGAUGUUUGUGUAUUUUAGAUUAUGAUGAAAAUGUGAUAAUUGCAACUAUACUUAUUGUAUGUAAGCAAAUUUUAUUAUAAAUGUUUUAAUAAAA